Stegastes partitus (bicolor damselfish) is the source of this 1656-nucleotide messenger RNA. RefSeq names its product HAUS augmin-like complex, subunit 4 (gene haus4). Bases 106 to 1215 code for a protein of 369 amino acids. NCBI's taxonomy places the organism in Eukaryota, Metazoa, Chordata, Actinopteri, Pomacentridae. Gene Ontology annotation, biological process: spindle assembly; centrosome cycle. Gene Ontology annotation, cellular component: HAUS complex. Gene Ontology annotation, molecular function: microtubule minus-end binding. The record is from RefSeq and is a predicted model, not a curated record. The transcript has 9 exons.
UUCAGGAAGUACACGCACCAGUUUCAUGUCUUCGUGUUAGAAAAGCUUUUAAAACCCUAAAACCUCCAAAUUGUUUGUUUACUAAGGAACACAAUUAAGUGGAAAAUGUCCGCGGGUCCAGAAACAACAAACAUAUCGUCGCUUGGGAAGGGAGACGGUUUGCAUCAACAGGUUCUCGCUUCCUUCCCACUGUGCGACAUGACAGAAGAAGAUCUGACCCUCAACCCUCAGUUCUGUAAACUUCUGGCCACUCUUGCACAACAUGUGGACAAAACCGGACUCACUGUUCAACUGAAAACUGAGCUGGACAAGGCUGAACAGAAGCUGCAGAGCCAGAGGAGUCACUGGCUGCGCUCUGAGAUUCUCCACAGAGGGUUGCAGGAGAUGAGCCAGGACCACUGCGUCAGGAAGCACCACACCAUUGUACCCCCUGACCAGAACAUGUUCUAUGAGACGAUGCAGAAGUCCAUGCUAGUGGCUCAGUGCGUCAGACAGCUGGAUCCCAGUAAUACGACAAACCAGGACCAGCCCUCUGUACUGGGCCUGACCUCCCAACACUUGAUGGAGCUCAUGCCAUUAGAGAAGAAUGUGCAAAGAAUGAGAAGGAGUCUACCCCACCAGCUGGAGAUGCAUCUCAAGGAAAAAUGUCUGAGCCUCCUCUCUUACUAUCAACCUGAAUGGGAGAAUGAGAGUGAGGGUCUGAAGACCAUCAAGUUGUCUCAUCUGUCCGCCCAGCUGGACAAAGAGAAGAAAAGAGCAGAAAGUCUCAAGGAGACCUGUCGGGAAAACACAGUUCUUUUGCAAAGACAGACCCAGCUCUACCUUUCUGAACUGACAAAAUGCAUUCAGCUUCUCCAGUCUCUCAUCUUGGAUCACAGGCUGAAGAUCCAGACAGACUUGGACGGGAAGAAAUUAGAUUACUUUGAAGGCAAAUGUGAAUUAGUGCUACAGAAGAUAAAGACUGAGAUGGUGGAAAUUCAGUUGGACACAUACAAAGUCGACUCAAUAUCUGCUCACAGAAAAAUAAGGGAGAAGCUGGAGUCGGAGCUGAAGGCCUGCAAAGCAGAGAAGCAGGCUGUAGAGUUAAAACUGUCCUCCUUUGAGAUCUUGGGCAAAGAAUUUGAAUCCCUGGCUGAGGAGUAUUGCAGAUUACGGCAGGAAAUAGAAAUGAAAAACUGGGCUCUGAAGGAAUUCACCAAGUACAAUGACAAGUAAAGAUGAUAUCAGAGACUGAGAUCACAGCUGGCAUUUUUCCUUUUCGUUGUUCUUUUUUCCAGAAUGGCAUGCCGGCAUUUGAGUUUAGUACACAAAACACUUCAGUAAUUCUGUGGUGAGUUGAAUAACUCCCAUUAGAGCGCCUGAGUUAAGAAUGUUGUUUAAUUAACUGGGAUUUCCCUAAAAUAGCUAAACCUCUUAAGCCCAUUUUAAUCAGCGUUUCUGUUUUCUUUGUCUACUCAAACCCAAUUACAGUUAAAAGCUUGUUUAGUAUUGUUAGUCUUUAAUAAGAUGCAUCUUUACAUUCCUCUAAUGUUGCCAUAAGGAAGCAAGAAUUGCUCUAUUUAUACUAACACAGCCCUAAAAUGUUCUUCCUGUUUGACAAUGAAUCAUCUGUCCGACUUGAUGCAACUUUAAUUAAAAUAAAAGUGUUUAAAUGAA